AUGCAACCGUCCAAAUUCAGAUGCGGAGAUCUUAAGACCAAGUUCUCUCCAGAGGACGAGGUACUGUGGGAGCUUCUGGUGCGCAUGGCCUAUUUCUACUUGCGAAGGCUUCGCAGCCAGAUCAAGCCUUCUGAACUGGUACUUAUGAACAAGCAUCGACGAAACCUGAUGAAGUAG
This is a messenger RNA of Plenodomus lingam JN3, 177 nucleotides long. The record is from RefSeq and is a predicted model, not a curated record. Lineage: Eukaryota; Fungi; Ascomycota; Dothideomycetes; Pleosporales; Leptosphaeriaceae.